This is a messenger RNA of Lathyrus sativus (Indian pea), 276 nucleotides long. The record is from the annotation of a GenBank genome assembly. Lineage: Eukaryota; Viridiplantae; Streptophyta; Magnoliopsida; Fabales; Fabaceae.
AUGUUACAACACUUCCCGAAAAGUAUUACCAAGACUUGCUUAGGGUGGAACCAAAAGGAUAUUGAGUUGGUUGAUGCGAACUCCGACAGACUGUACCAUGCGAAGGUUCAUUCUGCUCGGUGUAACAAAAAAAUUGUGAAAACUGAGAAGUUCAUCAGCAAGGGUUGGUAUCAGUUUGCGAAGCAUAGGCAGCCGCGUAGGGGUGAUAAGCUCGGGUUCAGCAUAACAAAAUCCGGUCAUCGGCUUUAUGUUGUCGUGUUAAAUAGAUGCUUGUAG